AUGUCUCCACUGUGGCUGCUCCUGGGCCUCCUGGCCUUGACUGGCUCUUCUGAAAGCAGCAGUUGGGGAUGCUAUGGAAACAUCCGAACCCUGAACACCCCAGGAGCGUCUUGCGUGAUUGGAAGACGGCAUGGGCUGCCUUACUGCGGAGUCCGUGCCUCUGAAAGGCUGGCUGAAAUAGACAGGCCAUAUCUUCUGAGAUAUCAACCCACGAUGAGAAUUGUUGGCCGGAAAUACUGUAUGGAUCCUGCAGUGAUCGCUGGUGUCUUGUCAAGGGAGUCUCAGGGUGGCAAUUUCGUGGUCGACAUGGGCAACAUGGGUAAUGGAAUCGGGGUGAUACAGGACUCAAGCUUCUACCCUCCCACAUCUUGGAAGAGUGAUUCCUGGGUUUCCCAGAAAACUGAAAUCCUGACAACUAAAAUCAAAGAAGUCCAGGCAAGGUUUCCUAGCUGGACCCCCGACCAGUACCUGAGAGGUGGACUCUGUGCCUACAGUAAGGGUCCAACCUUUGUCCGAAGCAACCAGGAUCUAAACUGUGACUUCUGCAAUGAUGUCCUUGCGCGAGCCAAAUAUUUCAAGAACCACGGCUUCUAG
This is a messenger RNA of Peromyscus eremicus (cactus mouse), 594 nucleotides long. RefSeq names its product lysozyme g1 (gene Lyg1). NCBI's taxonomy places the organism in Eukaryota, Metazoa, Chordata, Mammalia, Rodentia, Cricetidae. The coding region runs from base 1 to 594 and encodes 197 amino acids. The record is from RefSeq and is a predicted model, not a curated record. Gene Ontology annotation, biological process: defense response to Gram-positive bacterium; peptidoglycan catabolic process. Gene Ontology annotation, cellular component: extracellular region. Gene Ontology annotation, molecular function: lysozyme activity. The transcript has 5 exons.